UCUAAAUUUACUGACCAAUCUAAAUCCUAAACAGCAUAGAAAAUUACAGGCACAACCUACAUAUCAUAUGGAGUUCCCAAGUCGUCAUUUUCUAUUAUCAGCCGUUUUCAUGAUCAUGAUUUCUCAUUUAAUGGCAGGAAAUGCUCCAUCCAAGUUGGUAGAAGACGUCUGCAACCAAGCAAAAGAAUUGGGCACAAAAUUUGCAGAUUGUGUUGAUGGUCUCCUAUUGGAUCCAACAAGUGCCACAGCAAAUCUCACCACUCUUGCCCAUAUCAGUAUCCAGUUAGGAAUCUCCAAUGCAACAGAUACCCAAACUUACAUUGAGAAUAUGUUGAAAAGCAAUCCUGGUUUGCAGAAACCUCUCAAAUCUUGCUUGUCUUGGUAUGAAGCAAUAAUUGCUUCGUUCAAAAGUGCACUUAUUGAACUAGAAGAAGAUGUUCCAUCUGCCAAUUAUGAUGUCAAAAUGGUUGGUGAUUAUGUUCAAGGAUGUGAAGAUGAAUUGGCAAGGGACAAGGUUCAAAUCCCAUCUGUUACUACCAGAGAUAAUUACGCGAAGCUAUAUAGUAAUAUUGCAUUUGUGAUCACAGAACAUCUUUGAUAUGCUUAAUUUUUACAUUUUCAAGUAAUAAAGAAUUCUAUUUCGAUUUUGGAAGUA
This is a messenger RNA of Hevea brasiliensis (rubber tree), 655 nucleotides long. RefSeq lists its product as uncharacterized. Bases 68 to 598 code for a protein of 176 amino acids. Gene Ontology annotation, molecular function: enzyme inhibitor activity. The record is from RefSeq and is a predicted model, not a curated record. The transcript has a single exon. Lineage: Eukaryota; Viridiplantae; Streptophyta; Magnoliopsida; Malpighiales; Euphorbiaceae.